UACGGCGGGUCGCAUUUGAUGGCUCAGCACUGGCCGUUGAACGAUGGAUGCAUGGAGAUUGGCCCUCAUUAUCCCUUCGACAACGGACCUAAUGGAUUGAACACGCUCGUUUCCACGCAUUGGGUGACGAGUAACGGAUGUGCAGUCGUGGCGGAUCCGGAUACUCCAUUUUUCCACGUUGGUCUCAACGCGCCGAACGCGACUUGGUUCGACGGAUUUUUUAGUAAGCGAGCGUUUGGUGUGGGCAUUCAAAACGCGA
Messenger RNA from Ostreococcus lucimarinus CCE9901, 259 nucleotides. RefSeq lists its product with no specific name. The annotation marks the transcript as partial. The record is from RefSeq and is a predicted model, not a curated record. Lineage: Eukaryota; Viridiplantae; Chlorophyta; Mamiellophyceae; Mamiellales; Bathycoccaceae. The transcript has a single exon.